This is a messenger RNA of Pseudo-nitzschia multistriata, 745 nucleotides long. The record is from the annotation of a GenBank genome assembly. Lineage: Eukaryota; Bacillariophyta; Bacillariophyceae; Bacillariales; Bacillariaceae.
AGUGAUGUCGAUUUUGAAAAAGUUCUUUUGCACGGAACCCAGAAACCCAUCAAUGCGGAAGAAUCGAAAGGACGAGCAGGUACGAACGAGUACGUACAUACGAGUUCGGUACAGUGCAGACACUGCGAUGCCACACCGUACCUCGCAGGGGUUCCCAAAACUGCCACCGAGAAGGUACGAGUACGUAUCGCGACCGCGGGAGAAUGCUUGUUCCCCCGAACCGAACCGAACCACCACGGACCAAACCACCGCGUCGUCGCGUCGCGUCCCGGCGGGUCGGGUCGGACGGUUGGUUCCACGGUGCAACGCAACGGCGGGUGGCGACCUCCUGCUAUGCUCCCAGCCACUGCGGAAGAGAAUCCACGGCAAAAACGCGCCCCCGCAACGACUCACUCCGGGAACGGAACCGGCGGAGGGACAGCGAUGGCCCGUGCCGGGUGUCGUCUCCCGGCAGGGCCCCGGAUCUACCGACGGGUCCGGUGCAAUGCAGGAACGACCGGACGGGAUCGAUCGAUCGAUCGAUCCCGGCCUGCUCACCAAACACGGCAUCCUCCAGAGCAACGCAUGCAUGCAUUGGACGGACGGGCCGCCGGCGCACAACCGAGAGCCCGGGGAGUCCGUUCUGCGGCACCCGCUGGAAGUCCGUGCGCUGCUUGCUGCGAUCCGUUUCGGACCGUCGCAUCAAGCCCUUAAAAAACGUAAACGUGUUUUGAUUGCAGUUGUUUCCUAUUAUAUUUAUCAAUGC